AUGGCAGCAGACACACUUUACUUUGGGGAAAAAGAGAAACAAGUUUUGGCGAGGAUGGAUAAACCUGGUGAGAAGAAUGCUGAGUAUCGUUGGCCAACACGUUCAUAUCGGCGCUGGGAGAAGAAGCACAAGGCCCGCUGUAAGGCUCAGAGGGAGGAGAUUGCCCGAAAAGAAGAAGAGACCAUUCGUAAGGCUGAGGAGCUUUUUUGGCGUAAAUUUGAUGAAACAGAUGGCUUCGAUAUCGAGAUCGAGGGUGCUCCUUGUUAUUUUGGUGGUAUGAGUGUUUGUAAAGGUGGAGCAGAUUGUCCCCUUACAGCGCAGCUUUAUGCCAAGGUUGGACUUCAUCGUUACAAUAUGCUACAGGGGACCAACUUGCAUCUUCACGAAAUAGAGAAAUACAAUCUAGUUUGUAACAUCAUGCCUGUCUCCUAUUACAUUACUUUGCUUGCUGAGGAUCCAGCUACGUCCUCCCUUGUUGUUUUCCAGACUUAUAUUGACCAAAGAAGUUUAGGCGAUAUGGAUUUCACUUGUUAUACCUCCAGACCUAAAGGGAUCAAGAGUGUGCUUUAUCCGAAGCAGUUCUUCGAUGCCAAGAAGUUGCCUAAGAAGUGGCCUUCAAAGGAGGCUUUUGCUGAUAAAGGUCGAUUUUUCUACAAGAUGCAGGAAUCAGAUUGGGAAGAACAUGAUUGGAUUCGCUUGUAUAUGGAAAUUGCAUUCUUUUGUAGAGAUCGGUUGCUGGAUCACAACAUGUCCGAUUUAAGGAUUUUGAACGUAGUGUUAGAGACUGAGGAAAAUCUGCCAUAUGAAACCGUACUCAAGAGUUUUAGGAAUGUUCUUGUCUACAUAAGAUAUGAUCAAGACUUGGGAGCGGAUGGUGUUUGCAAACACAUGGCCAUUGUUCGAAGAACAGUCGAGCCGACAACUCAAUGCGUUUGUCUCUUGGGCGAGUCUCAGCUCGUGCCCGACUCUGAGUAAUAGUAACUCUUUUGCUCUGUAAGAUAUAUAUAUAGCUUCAAAAAUAAACACAACAUGCAACUUGUGUCGUUGAUUUAUGUGUCUUAUAUUUCCGAGAUCAAAAAGAUAAUCCAACAACCUCUACUUGUGUACAAGCAG
This is a messenger RNA of Eruca vesicaria subsp. sativa (arugula), 1113 nucleotides long. Lineage: Eukaryota; Viridiplantae; Streptophyta; Magnoliopsida; Brassicales; Brassicaceae. The record is from the annotation of a GenBank genome assembly.